UCGACUCAGUCAUGUUUAGCACUUGUAAUCCACGUCUCAAUCCAGGUCUACCUUCGUUCUGUCCCAUCGCCAUGGACUCUCCGGCUUGAACUCCGCCAUGAAAGAGUUGAAACUGGAGGUCAGCCGUCUGCCUCAAAGCCGUUUGGCAUUGACGAACAAGGCAUAUGUCCAUCCCAGCGCCUUGCAAGGGCUUGUUCUGGGGCAGCAAAAGCCUGCACCCAAGCAUCUCGAAGUUUUGUUGAACCGUCAUGCUGUGUUUCACGUGGAAGAGAAAGAUGGGGUGCCUUGCCACCAGAUUGCUUUGAACAGACUGCAUCGUCAAUAUACACAACUUUGUCUGGGAGACCAGGUGUCCUUGAAACGUCUCUCUUGUGACGUAAUGAAGGACUUGGCGGCCAUCGCAGUCUCGGUUCGAUUUCUGUCCCAAAAGAAACAGCGCUCGUUCCAGCCUUUACUAAUCAACACUGAGGAGUUGGCUGCCACUGUCAAGACGACGUUUGAGGGACAAAUCUUUCAACCCAAACAGGCCAUUGCUGUCGACUAUCAAGGGACGUUGCUAGAAUUGACCAUUGCCAACAUUUCAGUGGACUUUUUUGGACGGCUCGUGCCAACGACAAACAUACAUUUCCAGGAUCAAUCCAAUAUGGCGGUACUGAAAUUCAUCGACUACAAACCAUCCAAUUUCAAUUUGGAGGAAUGGGGCAUUUUCGGGUUGGGUGCCGCAAUCAAUCACGUGUUCCGCCAAGCUUUUGCGUCGAGACUCGUGAGGUCAUCACACAUAGGGAGUCACGCUGUGCACAGCAUGUUGCUGCGAGGACCAAUCGGAUGUGGGAAGAUGCUCCUUGUGAUAAAACUGGCACAAGCAUUGAAUGCCCAUUACCCUUACAUCAUCCAGGACCUCAGUACUACUGUUCUGGACGAACUUUUCUCCAACGCAGAAAAGGAACAAAGAAAAAGGAAAAAGGGACAGCUGCACAUUAUUGCCAUUGAUGGAAUCGAAUGGGUCCGAGAGCAGCGCAACUUGGAGUUGCUCCUUCGCAGGGCUCAACAAUGCCACAAUGUCUUGGUGGCCGUCACCACACGACAAAUGGACUUUGAGUCGUCGUCCUUUCAUCUCGUUGUUGACGUGGGUCCUCCACCGGAUGCCUCGGCACGCCUCAAAAUACUGAGACACUACACUGCCGGGCUUUCCGAGGAAGCCCUGCAACGAUUGCCAGAACUGGCGGAAAGAUGUCCAAACUACACGGGUGCGGAAUUGGAAGGUUUGGCAAAAGCAGCGGCUUCGUAUGCUCUCGCUCGAUCCCAUGGCAAAACUUCCAUCGAAGAUCCAACCAAAUACGAUCCAAAGGUAACGUAUUCGGACUUUGAGAAAGCCAUGCAAGACAUUGAACCGAGGCUGAAGAAUGCUCCCGUCAGCUCCAAGACAGCCGUACAAUUGGUGGCAAACGACCACCCACCGGAGGACCAGGAAGAUUGGAUCCUGGUCUAGACCCAGGAGGGAAAAGGCCCAGACAAAGGGAAUCCUCAUACCAGUACCACACCAUAACCAUGAAGCUGAGCGAGAGCCAACAGCAAAACUGCCUGCUAGAAGUGGCACAGCACUAGUAAUGGGCUACAUAUUAGGCCAGCUAGAAAUUGGUUUGAGACAUGGGUGGCUACAAGGAUCUUGCGGCUCUUGCUCGACUACUAGCUAGUUAUCUAGCUAUCUAGCUAGUGUGUCAUUGGUUGGCAUCGGAGAUCCCGGCGGACGGACGCACAUCUGAUUUCAAAGCAAACUUGCCUCCAACAAUAACCGACUGUGACAGCGAACGACCAUGAAGGGCAGU
Molecule: messenger RNA, 1826 nt
Organism: Seminavis robusta
Lineage: Eukaryota; Bacillariophyta; Bacillariophyceae; Naviculales; Naviculaceae
Source: the annotation of a GenBank genome assembly